GGUGUUACGUCGUGAGAGGCUGGGAUCUCCAGGAUGCCAGGGGUGUGGAAGUUGCUACGUACGCUGAUCUAUAUGGUGGUUGGCCUGAGGAGCGUCAGUAGCAAUAGCGACAUUUGGCCGCUGGAGAGACCGGAAGGGAUGCCGGCCAUCCAGUCCUUGGAGGUGAUGUGCGGAAAAGAUCAUAUGGACGUGCACCUCUCGUUCUCGCAGCCCUUCGAGGGUAUCGUUUCGUCCAAGGGUCAGCACGCGGAUCCGCGAUGCAUCUACGUUCCACCGUCCACCGGUCAGACUUUCUUCACCUUCCGGAUAGCUUAUGCGAGAUGCGGUACCAAACCGGAUAUGCAUGGACAGUUUUAUGAGAAUACCGUGGUGGUCCAAUACGAUAAGGACCUCCUCGAGGUUUGGGACGAGGCUAAACGAUUGCGGUGCGAAUGGUUCAACGAUUACGAAAAGACCGCGUCGAAACCGCCGAUGGUUAUCGCGGACCUCGACGUCAUACAGCUGGACUUUAGAGGCGAUAACGUGGACUGCUGGAUGGAAAUUCAGCACGGAAAGGGUCCGUGGGCGCCGCCCGUAUCUGGAAUUGUGCCUCUUGGCUCCACUCUCACUCUGGUCAUCGCCAUAAACGAUUAUCGAGGUGAGUUCGACAUGCGGGUCAAGUCGUGCGUGGCUUCGGACGGCGGUGGUCAUACGAUACAGCUAAGCGACGAGUUCGGCUGCGUGCUGAGGCCGAAGAUGAUCAGCCGGUUCUUGAAGGCGCGCGGCUCGGAUGACCGCGCGACCGUCAUCACUUACGCCUUCUUCCAUGCGUUCAAGUUCCCGGACGCGUUAAGUGUUCACAUUAAAUGCAAAGUGGAGAUAUGCCGACACGGUUGCCUGGAUCAUUGUCAACUAAGUGGCUCCGUAGCUCAUUACAUUCAGGAGAGGAAGGACCAGAUACGACCGCAGUAUAUAGACAGUACGGCGACUUCUAUUGCCUCGAAUGAUGAUAAUAGCAGCGCGGACAAGGACAACGAGGACAACGGAGACGGGGAACAGGGUGACAGUUCUCUGUACGAAGACGUUAUACAGAACGGCGACGAGGUGACGUCGAUCGGCGGGCAUUUCCUGGACGUUGAAAAGUCGAUUCCGAAAGCGCAGGCCCAGACGGGCAAUCGAUUAUCACCGAUCGUGACUGUCGAAACACAGCACGAUAGCGAGAUCCAUCUAGACGAGAUCGAUUUGUCGAAGCCACUUAUGGAACCAUCGCCGCUGGUGACCAGAUACGAUCAGAGCGAGCAAGAUCAAUUCCCGCAUGGACCGCGGAAUCUCGAGGAGGAUUCCGGCGACGCGAUGCCGGCGACGCCGCUGACAGCGAGUGCCGUUCGUCGAAAACGCUCGGUGACAGUGACAGACCGGAAGGCGCGCAGCGCUGACGUCGGCGUCAGCGGUAUCUACGAGGUCAUCUCCGAGGCGGAUCUCGCCUUCAGUCCUGAUACGCACGCCGAGGCGGUGACGGUUUUCCAAGGUAGAAUACGCGAGGAGGUUGUCUACGGGAUCUGCUUGCCGAUGCCGGGUUUCAGCGCGCUCUUCAUCGUCGUCGCGCUCUCGGCGGUCGUUUCCGCCCUCGUUGCCGGCGCGAUGUUGCACCGGCUGCAGGCGCAGCGAGAGGUCACCGCUGGCAACAGGGAGAGCAAUCAGACCGACGUCCACACCAGCAAUAACAACGGCUGGCUGUCUUAUGGUCUGCUACGCGUACGUUGUACGACGCGAUCCGCCGCUUCUCAUAAUUCCGAGGAGCUGAAGCAGACGAAUGCGAUGGCUUCGCAGGUCGCUGCGGAUCCGUCGGUCGAGCGAGGCUGACCAUCGGCUUUAAAGGUGCGUCCAAGGACAGACAAUGUGCAAUAAUAAUGUACGCUGUACAAAGUAUGGUAGAUGCGUAACAAGUAUCGUAAUUGCGUGCUCGACUCAUACUCAAUCGAGAGAAUAAUCGGGUGCAAUAUGGAAGAAGGGAGAUAAUUAUCGACACUAAUUGUCCGAUUGUCUUCCUAUGCGAAUCGCGCGACGAUAGACUACCGAGCUCUCGCGAAUCGUAGUACUCGAGGACCCCGUUUCUAGUAGAAUACGUAUGUAGCCUGAUCUUAGCGAAUCUAUUUGUUUUAACAUUAGCCUUCAUGGAUAUCGU
Messenger RNA from Nylanderia fulva, 2164 nucleotides. RefSeq names its product zona pellucida domain-containing protein miniature (gene m). NCBI's taxonomy places the organism in Eukaryota, Metazoa, Arthropoda, Insecta, Hymenoptera, Formicidae. The record is from RefSeq and is a predicted model, not a curated record.